This is a messenger RNA of Homarus americanus (American lobster), 5780 nucleotides long. Its product is annotated as mucin-5AC-like. Bases 1 to 2247 code for a protein of 748 amino acids. NCBI's taxonomy places the organism in Eukaryota, Metazoa, Arthropoda, Malacostraca, Decapoda, Nephropidae. The record is from RefSeq and is a predicted model, not a curated record. The transcript has 6 exons.
AUGUGUCAUGUUGAAGUUGUUUUACCUGAGAGGUUUUCUAUUAAGAGAACGGAACUAUUCUUUAAAGUGGUGUAUGAGAGGUUUGGUCGGUGGUCCAGUGAGGUGAGUCGUGAGGGGGAGGACCCUGAACUAGGUACUGGGGCAGUUCGGAGACCUAUUGAAGGGUGGGAGGAGCCCCUGGAGGCCUCAGGCUACCAUGUCCUCACACCUCAGCGGCUGAUUCCCGCUAGUCUUACUGAUGUUAUUCGCUCCUCCUCCUGUCCAGGAGGCGACAGAGGGGGAGGAUAUGUAGGAAUAGGAGCAGAUGGGACCUGUCAAAACCAGGACUUCCUAACUAACCUGCUGGUAUAUCAGUACCUAUCCGGCAGCAUCCCUGGAGGCCCAUCCAGUUCACACCCUCAGCUGGCUGCCCUACUCGGCUCUCAGGGACCAGCGACCACCACGGUGACGAGGGUGUCCAAGACGGUGACGACGCUGAGCGUGGACGUGGCGCCCACCACGCAGUUCACCACAUCCACCACCUCUUACGUCACCACUAUUACUUCCGUUGAAUCCAAGGUCAUCCCCGUCAUCUUCCGCGGCUCGAAGAUCACCACCACCAUCACAGAGUCCAAUGAGGAGGUGAUCACGGCGACUGAGUACUUCACUGAGUCUUCCGUCUUCCAGCCCUCCAUAGUCCAGACGCUGCCAGUACACAUCACCCUGACGGAGACUAGGACCCGAGGCCUCAAUGGACAAUACUCGGUGUUCGAUGUGACACUAGGGGCCACCUCCGUCGUUCACGAGCCAACCACCACCUCCACACUGGACCUGGACGCCACUGGGUUAGAUCUGGCUAACUUGGACCUGUCGCAGUUAGACCUAACUAGUCUAACAGGUGGCUUACAGGGUCCAGAUAUUGACAGUCAGAUGUUGGCAGCACUUUCUUCACUGCUCCAGAAUUAUGACGAGCAGGCGGGAGGUGAUCCUUUCAGUGACUCAACGACCUCCAGCAGCCCAAGCAGCAGCAGCAGCAGCGGCAGCAGCAGCGGCAGCAAUGGCGGUGUCCGAAAUUUCAGAGGUCCUCCAUCCAGGAACAGAAAUACUGGCGCCAGUAGAUUCAGUGAACCGCAAGAUUACACUGAUUAUGAAGAUCCAGUGGAAGAGACUCCGAAGUUCAAUGUGCUGCGCGGUUUUACCCUCAGUGACCGUGUGGCUAGUGUGACUUCUGGUGGUUCAUCAUCAUCAUCCACGGGCAGGGCGGCGACCGACACGCGCUACAGCAAGUUUCAUCGAAAAGAAAGAGUUGAUACCAACGGCAUCAGCACGACAGAAUCCAGUCCUCGAGAAAACGAAAGAUUUUCUGCUUCAAAUCGUCGCCGCACAUUCUCAAGGACCAGUGAUCAGCGGCGACCCGCCACCAUAGGAAGUAGCGGCAGAGCUCCAAGCACACGCUUCGUUCCAGCUGUUGAGUCUCAGUAUUUCGAUGAAGAGACGCCUUCAUUCCGACCUUUUGGCCAAAGACGUGACCGUGAAAUAUCUACACGGCGCCGCGGAAACCUGGAAGACCGAGGGUCGUCUUCGCCUCCUCGCUCCAGAAGUAUGCCGCGACCCCGAGUGACCACUAAUUCUAUACCACCUAUUGGGGGUAUACGUCAAGAGGACAGAUCCAAAGUCCCAGUGAAGCCCCCAGAGACCCCAGAACCUUCACCUGUAGGUGGAGGUCUGAGCACAGUCUUAACCAUGUACAUCAGUGGUUCUGAACCUGGCCAGUUCCACACAAGAGUUCAAACUAUCCUCCUUCGGUCUCUCGGCUCCUCUCGAAGGCGCAGAAAUGUAAAUGAGCAACCAAUGACUAAAUUAUAUUCAUCCACUGCAACUACUGUGUCAUCAACGAGCACCAGGAUCCCCGAGAUGCCUCCAGUAACAGACCCACAGAAGAUCGUAAAUCUUCUGAAAACUUUAGACCCCAACCAAGUGCGUCAAAUGCUUCACUCGUUACAGAAGUGGGUAGACUUCUAUAGCCAAGAAGUCCUGGAUGAGAGUGAAAAUGAAAUACUGCCGGAGUUGACCUCGUCUCUCAGUAUGGAGAGCUCAGAGGUGGAGAGCAGUGCUACGACAGCCUUACCCAGUUCUCCGUCACUCCUAGCAGGCGUCCCGCGGGCUAGUAACCUUUGUCCCGCACCACCAACGUUUACCACCACUGUGUAUCGUACUAUAGUGGUCACCUCUGGAGCAGAAGUAGAAGUUUCUGAUAUUAAGUUUUAAAAAUUUCCUACCAACCCCCUUCCCCUUCCUCCCUCCCUGGCAAGAACUGAACCCUCUGAGUGGAGCUGCCAGGGUGGGCGUCAGCCUCCUGACAUGAGGCUGUCAGCACCUCAGUAGCCUGGUGGUAUUUAUGAGAGUGUGUCUUCGCUGUAUAUAAUCGCUUGUGCGUACCUGGACUGUAUAUAAAUGUGUACAUGAUGUAUGUACGUUUGUGUGUGUGCGUGAGGGACCCACCCCAGCUCAAAUAAUCCAAAUGCCUCAAGGACGUCGAGGACCAGGUGGGAGUGCUUUGGAGACCUGUUGACCCCAACUGUCGACUCACCUUAUCCUUUAUUUAAAUUCAAGGUCAUCAGUUACAUCUUAGACUUUAAUCUAAAACAGCAGAGUUAGGAAUCAGAACAAAUAUUUUCAAAGAAUAAAAAAUAUGGAUAAUUCUUACAUGAAAACUAAACCUUCCAAUAGAGUACUUGGAACCAAGGAAAGUUCUGGUCUUUAUUUUUUUGCAUUUGUCGAUUCUAAUUUCCUGAAAAAAAAUCACCGAAAGUGAAUAUAUUAAGCAGCAUACAUUUUUGAGAUAUUUAUUUGAUGUCUCUAUGAAUAUCUUCGUGGCAUGUCUGUAAAGCACUCCCCAGCGUCACACUGUAUAAACUCCUUCCAGCCCGAAAAUUGUUGGAAGAUAAUUAUUAGCUUUUGGUAUGUAUCAUAUCAUCGUUUGCAGUUAGGUGAAAUUAAUUUACAUAUUUUUUAUUUUUUUUUCAUUUCACUUAUUAAAAGAAUCGUGUCUGAACCACUCGCCAAAAUCUACGUUGAGAGAACAAGAUAAUUCUUUUGGGGGGAUUUAUUUUCAGUCUGUAGUUGAACUGUCACCAUUGCAUAACAUACCGGUACAAUUGGUAGUUUUGUGUUUAAUUUUAGGCCAGUUAUGACUGAUUAAAAGAAUAAUAAAACUUUACAGCAGGCAAUGUGGUUCUUUGAUUCUACAGCGAUGUGGAACUUUAAAUCAUGUAUUGGAAAACUAUGUAGAACUUUAAAAUCUGAAGAAAAAAUAAUUAUUAAUAAUCCUACAAACAGGAGAUUACCGGGCAAACUGUUUUGAUCGUAAAUUAUGGCGAUUGUUUCAACUUUUUAAGAUUUUUGUGUAAUAUUUGUUUUCUUGUUAAACGAUUACCAAUGUAUUCUCGACUGUCUUGUACGAGUCUUGUUAAUUCUCUAGAGUCUAUGAUAUAGAGCGACAUAUAUACUGUAUAUUGUGGUGAAGUGUGAGGGUAUGUGGGCUGGAUUCUUCUCUAGGGGCAUUUUGUAGUCAUUCCAAGAAAUUUCUGAUUGAUAUUUUUUUUUUUUUUAGAAAUUAUUGAUUGGGAGGAUUGUCAAUGAUUCAAACUCUUGUCUUGGUCUGCCAUAACUCUAUAGGUGUCAGGACACCCGGGUUCUGGGAACGUAAAUUCUGUGAUUAGCUAAUCAGUCAACUUAAUCCACGGUCAUUGAUAACCUUAGUCAUUGUUGGCAAAAUUUUUCGAUUAAAUGAUAAAUAAAUCUAGCCCAAGGUAACAGUUACCUGGCCAGUGAUGACGCAUCCCUUGAUUGGCUGACUGGUUAACUUGGGCCGUAGUGCCGCUAAUUUGAUCGAUAAUGACGCAGACUGAAUGAACGGCUAAGCACUUUACUUGGUCUUUGUUAUCGGUUCGUGACAAACAAAUAAAUAAACACAUUCCUCUCUUUCUCGGAAUUCAUUCACUAACCAAAGGGUUUGUUGCCUUCAAUGGCAAGGUUCUGUGAGUAAGAGUUUAAGCUUAACACAUCCAUCUGGCCGGUUCAGAAGAGGGUUGUUGUAUGACCACAAACCCCAGAUUUUGUAGAAAAAAUUAUCUUAUAGCAAAACGAUUCACCGAUUAAGGUUGGAAGAAAAGAAAGCUUUGCUCAAGUCAGAGUGUUUCUUGGGGGAGAGAAAGUAAAUGCUUGGCAGGGAAGUAAAUCACAAUUUUUUUUAAUUGCAUGUGUAUAUCUUUUAAGUGGACUUAUAUAAUUGUUUCCCCUUCCCCUUCACUGUGUAUUGACUGGGUCUCCUUAGUGCCGUAAGGAACCAAUAACAAUCUUCAAGGAUCAGUAACGCUGAUUUUGACAUUGUGUUACAAAGAUUUUGUUAAUAUAAUGCAGUCAAGGAAACGAUGAGACAAGAGGUUUUCGAGUUGACUGUGUUGUGGUGUAUCAUUCUUGGCCCAAGGCGAGGGUGACAAAAGCGAUCAUGUGUUACUCUCCUUGUGUUCAUCAUCCAAAGGCUUCCUCACCGUGAGAAUAACACGAACAGCAUCCUUAAGAAACAAGACCAUGAAAGGGUUACAGAACAAUCAUGGAUAAAAAAACCCAGUCAUAAACCAGUAUUAAAAAAAAUAAUAAACUAUGGAUUCCAAGCCUCAUGAUGUGUCGUGCUCGUCUGCUGUCAAAUGUUUCCAGAGGAAGGUGAACACGGUAUCACGCCGCACUCUCAUAAGGCCCUGCUGAUAGAAAGGCGAAGUUCAUGAAUAUUCUGGGGACUGGUGCUCCAAGUACAGACGUUGGCAGUGAGUGUGUUAAGUGUCAGUGCCACUUUGGCCCUCAACAGCUAGGGCCAACUUAAGUGCCACACACUCCAUGUAAGUCAUUAUCUCUCUACACGUACAGUACAUCACUGGUCAGUCAGGAGGUGCGGCUCUGUGGCGGAGAGGAGAUGAAGCUCCUUGUCACCGUAAACUCCUUCAGGAUAGUCAGUUACUAGUGUUUACAAACGAAAGUCAGAUUUCUUGUGCAUGAAUGGUGAGUCAGAAUUCAAUUGUUUGGAUGUUAAACAAAAUUCUAUGGCCUUACAGGUUGUUAGAAUUAUGUUGUCUAAACUGAAGUCAGAAUUCUAAUCGUUAUUCAGAAUUAAUCUGAAAGGUGCUCAGAGUUCAAUUAUGGUAAUCAGAACUCCACUGUAUGAAUGGUAAUCUGAAUGUAUUGUCUGAUCGGUAGUCAAUAAUUCUUGUUGUUUAUCACUGAUUAAAUUAUUUGAAUAUAAUGACCAAAACAAAAAGCCAGUAGGUAAUAUUACUUCAUAUUGUAAGAUAUAGGAAUAUGUCUGUAUGUUCACAGGUCUAUUUAAAAAGUAAACCCAUUUAUAUAUUUGUAAAAAUAAAUCUUUGUUUUACAAGUCAGGUUAUGAGAGGUAGAUAGCGAAUGUAAAUGAAGCUUAAUUUGGUAAAUGAUUUCUAUAAUGUGAUAAAUGACUUAUUGUAAUUAGGUGAAUGACAUGUAUUGUGAUAAAUGACUUACGUAAUUUGGUAAAGGAUUUAUGUAAUUUGAUAAAUGAUCUAUGCAAUAUGGUAAAUCGUUUAUGUACACUGGUAAUUGACGUAAACGUAAACUUAGUAAAAUAAGAAUUGUUCACUUAAAACAGUCUCGUCAAAAAUGGCCUCAGUUUUGUCAACACAUCUUCAUUACUCCACUAAUAACAUGUCUUGUUUAGGUUAAUGUAUAUACAACUAUUUUAAGAAUAUAAAUAAACUCUCUUUUCUAAUAAA